This is a messenger RNA of Spodoptera litura, 3555 nucleotides long. RefSeq lists its product as uncharacterized. Lineage: Eukaryota; Metazoa; Arthropoda; Insecta; Lepidoptera; Noctuidae. Gene Ontology annotation, biological process: regulation of transcription by RNA polymerase II. Gene Ontology annotation, cellular component: transcription regulator complex. The record is from RefSeq and is a predicted model, not a curated record. Gene Ontology annotation, molecular function: transcription coregulator activity.
ACAGUCUACUGUCUGAGAUUGUCUCAAAAAACGUAAAAUCCAUCAAUAUUUUGGGAAAACACUAAUGUUAACAUUUCUAAGCUCAGAAAUACUGUGCUUAGAAUAUUUCCCGCUAUAAUAUGCUGGCUAAAAGCCAGCAGUAGGAGAGAAAAGUUGUAACACGUAGUGAUAAACGUUGGUUUCGUAUCGGUGUUAAAUUCUAUCAAAAUGCCUGCUGUAACUACACCCUCCGUGGAGGAGCAAAAUGAAGCCGAUCAAAAGAUGUGGAGCGCAUUAAAGCGCUAUAUAAUACGCGAAAGACAAAGGAAAAAGGAAGAAUAUGAAGCAGAAGUCGAAGAGGAGAGACUCCGAAAAGAGAGGGAAGCAAGGGAGAGACAAGAUGUCAUGACACUUGAGGAAACAAAAGAACAAAUUGAGCAGUUGGAACAGAAGCUCAAACAGCUUGAGAAAGAGAAACAGCAAUUGUUUAUGCAACUCAAGAAAGUAUUGAAUGAAGAUGAAAUUAGAAAGAGACAGCAACAAAAGGAAACUAAUGACUUUUCCAGCGAGAUGCAAUCCAUGAAGAUGCAGCCGAUGGGCAACAUUCAGAUCCCAAUGUUCCCGCUGUCUACCUCAACUGGGCAAGCGGAACCACCGCCACAAGGCAGACCACCACCUCUAACCUCCCAUAUGAUGACCAAGCAUAAGCAUUCAAACCACAUGUUGUUCCCACAACAGCAGACUAUUGUGCGAGGCCCCAUACAGUCGGGCGUGAAGAGACCUCGUAGCCCCUCACCCACAUACGCGCUCUACGCGCAUCGUCUGCAUCAACCCCCUAUGAAGCACCAACAAGUUUACUCCGAUCAUAAGGUAGAAGAUGGCCGCAUGGGCCGUCAGAUGGCUCGCGCCGUGCUUUGGAAUAAGCCAUCUCAAUACGCGUCAAAUGUGGGAGGUUCUUCCGUAUCAUCGAACGCGUACUACGCGAUGCCGACGUCUGGCGUAGUGGGCGUAGUGGGGGAGCGUCCCCCUCCCCUCCUGUACGCGCACCACGCGCACACCCCGCACACCCCCCACACCCCCCACACGCCGCACCACACGCUCAUGUACCCGCCCGCGCCACAACCUCCACAACUGUACCUGGACAUGUUGAAGAAUAGAGACGGGCAACAACAUCAGGAGCAGAAGAAGGAGGCUCAGCCACAAGUGUUGAUUGGUCUAAGCGAGGCGCACCACCCGUCAGUGAGUAGUGGGGUGGCAUAUGCCCAGCCACCGGUGUCACGUCACCUCUCCAUACACCCACCGCCGCAACAUAACAACAUGCAGACGUCGAAGCCGGGCAGCAUAACGCAAGGCUACCCGGUGCAGCAGUCGAGCAACGUGCAGAACCCCAGCAUGUACCCGAGCAGACACCGCUACUAGCCCGCCGCCGCGCCGCGCCCGUGCACCACGUCAAGAACAUACUGCUGCGGGCACUCGUACAUCAGCUGUUGAAGUAAACUCGCGUAACAUACCAUACUUACUGUAUUUUUUGCAAUCCUGCUACUACGAUAUUUUGUUUACAAAAAUUAACUUGUAUCAGUUUAAUCGAAAAACAUUUUAAUGUUAAGUUUCAUCAAAGGCACUUUAAUCAAAAUAUAGUAAUAAUAAGAAUCUAAAUUAUCGAGACUAGCUUCAACAUCUAAUGUAUGUAUGUACCUUCAGCCUACACAGUGACAACAAAAAGGUUUUAUUUGUGUAUGCAGUGUACGAACUGUUUAGUGAAACCCAGUGUACAGUGACUAUAAUGGGCUCUUUUAUUGGCAACUCAGUGUCAAAUACCGCCAAUAAUAUAGGUGCUAUAAUAAUACAUAGGUCCAUAUUGUCUGCUCCGAACUAAAAUAUACUUUGUGUGAAUGUAAUAACAGUAAAUAUCCUAUAAAUAGAUGAAGUCAAUUAAAACUAGGUUAAAGUUUUAUUAAAUAUGUUUAUUUUUUACUCUAUUUCGAAAUCGUGCAUAGACCAUAGCAUAACUUAAUAUUAAGAGGUUUUGUCGAGGUUCCCAAGUAUUCUGGUAAAAAUACAAUAAAUCUCAAGCUACAUUUAUAGAUCUUUCUAGAAUAGAUACCUCAUACCUUUCUAGAAUAUCUAAGACAAGAAUUAAAAUAGUAUGCUGGCAUAUAAUAUUAAUUAAUGAGAUAGUCCUUUCUAUUCACUCUUGGACCACAUAUUCUACUAAAAUAAAGCUAAUAAUUAACACACUUUGUUGUCAAUAAAAGCCCAAUUUAAAAUUUUAAGUUAUACAAUACCUACAUAUUAUGGUAAUCGGUAAACAAAAGGACUGUAAUAAUAUGAAGUAAAAUAGCAGAAUCGAAAUAGAUUUUGUAUCAACAACUGUAUAAAGAAACUUAACAGUGAUGUGUAAAAAUAUUAAAUAUAUGUUAUUGUGAAUAUGCAGUUAGAAAUAGAAAUAAAAUUAAUAAAUAUCCUCGCUUUUGUUUAUAAAGACUAUGAUAGAUUCAUGGGCUAAUGAUAAAGUUUUGGUUUAAUAGUUUUUAAUGACAUAGUUAAAUACAAUUCCAAAACAGUGUUACCCAAUCAAAAGUGUGCAUAUUUCAUUUAUUUAUAAUUAAAUAAAACAUUAUGUCAAUUAAUAUACGCAAGUCAGUUUGCGCAUAAUUGCGCAAAUUGCGCAAGCAUGUUAUACUUUUGCGCAACUGUACUUGAAACUCGUUUUUUUUGGGGAUAUAGUAAGUUAUUUAAUGGAAAAAAUAUUUUUAUUACCCAUCCUAUUAUAUCCUUUACUAUUUUUCAUAAUUAGUACAAUAUAAUGAUUGGUUAACACUGAUUUGUCCCAAAAAUAUGGAAUAUCAAUGCUUUUGUUAUUUUUAUGUGCUAGAGUCUUAAUAAUUUACAAAUAAGUGGGAUAAAACAAAAAUAUUUGUUCAAUAAACCUAUUUUAUAAAAACAUGUAAUACAUUUAUUGACUAAAGUAAGUACCUAUAGAGGCACAAAAAACAGAGCCAGAGUCAUGAGGCAUGAACUGUAAAACAGUAAGUUCCUAAUAAACAUCCAUGACUAUUUGAAAUUGAUCUUUACUUCGUAGCAAGAAGAGUGGUUUUUGUUAAAUUUCUUAACUGUCACAGUUGAACUGUAUAAAGAUGGCGCCUGUAUGAAAUAAGUAGUACUCUUAAAAGUAUGAUGUUUGUGUAGUGUUGGACAAUGAGCUAAGACAUAAUAGAAACAUUUACUUUCAUGUACAUUUCAGUAGGAUAUGCAGAUGUUGUCCUUGUGUGUGCAAUAAUAUUAGCCCUUAGCCAUUUGAUAUGGCCCUUGUUAGUGGAAAACAUGUAUUAAAUCUUAUAAGGAUCAAAUCUCCAUGCACUCUGAAAUCUGCAUAAAAGAAAAUUAGUCGUUUUUUGCGCAAAUCUUAGGUAUGAUCAUCUACUAGGUGUACUCUGAUGGACUCCAGAUGUCGCUAAAAGCUUAGUUUUCAGACUACAGUAUCAAAAUGAUGAGAAAUGUGAAUGUGCUAUAAAAACACCAAUGCUGCUUGUUCUGGUUUAAGAAAUAUGAAAUAUAAAAUGAUUCCUAUAUGAA